This is a messenger RNA of Adineta steineri, 1359 nucleotides long. The record is from the annotation of a GenBank genome assembly. NCBI's taxonomy places the organism in Eukaryota, Metazoa, Rotifera, Eurotatoria, Adinetida, Adinetidae.
AUGUCUUCAUCACCUUGCAAAGGACCAGGCUAUGCUAGUCCACUUGAUGCUAUGGCAAAUGCUCCAAAUGAAAAAAUCAUAUAUGUUUCAAUGUUACCAUGUCAAGAUGAUCAACCAAAUUAUCUAGCAACAAUUGAUGUUGAUCCAGAAUCUCCAAAUUAUCAAAAAGUUCUUCAUCGAAUGUAUUUUCCAAAUGUUAAUGAUGAAAUACAUCAUUAUGGUUGGAAUGCUUGUUCAUCAUGUCAUGGUGAUUGUACUAAAAAACGACGAUAUCUUAUUUUUGGUUGUCUUAAAUCAUCAAGAAUCUAUAUUGUUGAUACAAUCAAUGAAACUGAACCUACGCUACAUAAAACAAUUGAAGGCGAAGAAGUAAAAAAAUUUGAUUUAAGUUCACCACAUACAAUUCAUUGUUUAGCUAGUGGCGAAAUAAUGCUUUCAUGUUUGGGAAAUGCUGAAGGUGAAUUACCUGGUGGUUUUCUUUUACUCAGUGAAGAAUUUGAUGUUAUUGGUCGAUGGAAUACUGAUGGUGGACCAACACCCGAUCAAAUAUUUUAUGAUUUUUGGUAUCAACCAAGACAUAAUGUUAUGGUUAGUAGUGAAUGGGCUGCUCCAAAUGUUUUUGAUAAAGGUUUUGAUCCAAAUGAUGUACCUUUAAAUAAAUAUGGUCGUCAAUUACAUUUUUGGAAUUGGUCAGAACGUAAAUAUAUCAAAACAGUUGAUCUUGGACCAGAUGGUUAUAUUCCACUUGAAACACGUUUUUGUCAUGAUCCAUCAGUUCCUUUUGGUUAUGUCUGUUGUGCAUUAGGUAGUACAAUAUAUCGAUUUUUUCAAGAUGAAGCUAAUGAAUGGCAAGCAGAAAAAAUUAUUCAAGUUGAUCCCGUUCUUGGCGAAGAUGGAAAUCCAAUACCAGCUUGUAUUUCGGAUAUUGUUCUUUCAAUGAAUGAUAAAUUUCUUUAUUUUGGUAAUUGGUUUCAUGGUGAUGUUCGUCAAUAUGAUGUAAGUGAUCCAUCAAAUCCAAAAUUAACUGGACAAAUUUGGCUUGGUGGUUUAUUAAAACACAAAAAUUGUUUUGAAGAUGGUCGUACACUUACAGGUGGACCACAAAUGUUUCAAUUAUCACUUGAUGGUAAACGUUUAUAUUUUACAAAUUCACUUUAUUCAUCAUGGGAUAAUCAAUUUUAUCCUGAUAUCAAAGAGGGUGGAUCAUUUUUAAUUAAAAUUGAUUGUGACAGUGAAAAUGGUGGAAUGAAACUUGAUCAAGAUUUUUUUAUGAAUUUUAAAGAUGAACCUAAUGGUCCAUCACGUGCUCAUGAAAUGCGUUAUCCAGGUGGAGAUUGCACUUCGGAUAUAUUUAAUUAA